AUGUUGGCAGUGGUAGUGGUAACAGCAGGAGUACUAGCUGGAGUAGUAGCUGGAGUUCUAGUUGCAGCUGAUGCUAGUUCUUCACAGCACUGUGCACAGACCUCAACUGAUGAUGGUGGGGCGACUGGCGGUGGUGGUGGGGCGACUGGCGGUGGUGGUGGAGCGACUGGCGGCGGUGGUGGAGCGACUGGCGGCGGUGGUUGGAUGGCUGGCGGUGGUGGUGGGGCGACUGGUGACAAUGGUGGGCUGACUGGUGGUGAUGGUGGGGCGACUGGUGACGAUGGUGGGCUGACUGGCGGCGGUGGUGGGGUGAUGGGCGGCGUCUUUACAGCAUGGUGUACAGACCUCAACUGA
Molecule: messenger RNA, 354 nt
Organism: Nilaparvata lugens (brown planthopper)
Lineage: Eukaryota; Metazoa; Arthropoda; Insecta; Hemiptera; Delphacidae
Product: serine, glycine and glutamine-rich protein-like
Exons: 1
Coding region: 1-354 (117 amino acids)
Source: RefSeq, a predicted model, not a curated record